CAGAAAGCAGCGCUCUUUUCUCUGGCCUCUGUUCCUUUAAUAAACUCAUGCUUAUCUAGUGUAACAAAUGUCUCGCUGCCAUCAUCAAGUCCAGGCGAGGAGGGAGGAGUUUUUAAUGUUCAGUUUGUUCUAAGGAUCGAUGUCUGCUGGCAUCGCCUCUCCCCCUUCUCCGCCUGCACCGUGCGUAAUAAUCCAGCGAACCAUUAACCACUGCGCCUCUUUGCUUCCUUCUUCUUACGCGCAGAUUUUUUAUCCACGGAGGCAAGAAAACAAGAAGAGCAGAACCAGCUCUGCUGCGGACUGACUGACUGACACACGUCGAUCAACACGCAAGGCACUGAUGGACAAAAGCGGAUGGUGAAAAGAGCCCGGAGGAAGCGGAGGAAGAGGAAGAGCCGCGGCUGAUUCAUCCGCUCCUCGCUUCUUUUGAAGGAAAAUAAACAAUCCUCGGAUUCUUUUCUUUCCAAAAAAAAAAAAAAAAAAAGGACAAAACAAUAAAAAGAAAGAUCGAGGAAGUGUGAGAGGAGCAAUAAGAGGCAGACUGCGCGCUCUGUGCUCCGGGUGCGUGUGAGUGCGUGAAUGCGUGGACUGUCGCUCACACCGCAUUCAGAUUUCACCUGGACACGCAGAGAGCCGCGACUCCAGAAAGAGGAAGAAAAGCAGAAAUGCCGCGGAGGAAGCAGCAAGCGCCCAAACGGGCGGCGGUUUACGAACCAGAUGAAGACGCUCCUCUUCAGGAUUCCAUUACAGAAGAAGAUGGGGAGAUCGAAACUCAAACUGAAGAAGAGGGCUCCGAAAAGACCAGCCCCAAAGCAUGUGACGACAGAGAGCUGGACAACAAGAGCGUCAACACCUACAGCAACCAGAACUCCCCCGUCAGCGUCCUCUCCAACCAAGAGUUGGAGCUGGAAUCUCGCCUCAGCGACAGCAGUGACAGACUCUCAGACUUUAAAACGUCUUCGCCGCCAGAGAGCCAGAGAGACGAAGAAAGUCGAGGUUCAAAACAUAAAGAGGAGACGGGCAGCAGCCUGGAGAAAAUGAGGGCAGCCUAUGCAAACUUUCUCUCUGACUCCUACUGGACGGGAAUCGGCGUGGACUUGAAAACGGGCAAAAAUACCAGCAAAGCCAACUGUGACAGCACCAACGGGAGCAGCAAGAAUGAGUUUGACUGGCACCAGGAUGCGCUCUCAAAGACCUUGCAACAGAUGCACUCGCCUAAACCAGCUACCAAGCCCAACCUGUUCAGCUCGGUCCACCUGUACAGGCAGGCGUCCAAACCAUGUGGUUCAGUGUUCACAGGAGCCAGCCGCUUUCGCUGUAAGGACUGCAGCGCCGCCUAUGACACGCUGGUGGAGCUGACCGUCCACAUGAACAAGACCGGACACUAUCAAGACAAUAACCACAGCAAGCAAAGUAACUCCUCUGCCUCAUCAUCUAAGUCUCGGAAACGUAAUUUGCAAGACAUGGAAGGGAAGGAGGAUGCGCAGAAAGUUUUAAAGUGCAUGUUCUGCGGUCAUUCGUUUGACUCGCUGCAGGAUCUAAGCGUGCAUAUGAUCAAAACAAAGCAUUACCAAAAAGUGCCUUUAAAAGAGCCUAUCCCAGUAAUCACACCCAAACUGCUGCCGCCGGCAAAGAAACGGGUGUUUGAAACAACAAGGCCCUGCUCUCCAGACUCCACUACCGGUGUGUCAGGGUACGCCGAGGCGCAGCGAUCCGCCACCCUUUCCAACGCCAACAACAAUCGCUACGGAUAUCAGAAUGGAGCCAGCUACACAUGGCAGUUUGAGACAUGUAAGUCUCAAAUUCUUAAAUGUAUGGAGUGCGGAAGCUCUCAUGACACACUUCAGCAGCUCACCACGCACAUGAUGGUUACCGGCCACUUCAUCAAGGUCACAAACUCUGCAUCCAAAAAGGGGAAACAGCUAGCGCUUGACCCCCUGGCUGUGGAGAAGAUCCAGGGUGUUGUUGAGCCUGCAGCAAGCGAUACGGAAGGAGAAAAGGUGUCCCUAAAAAGCCUCUCCCCUAGAAGCAACGACAAAGAAAGCCAGGGGGAAGGAACAUCAGACAAAGCAGAAGAAACAGAAACGACAGAUGACAAGCAGGAGAGUGAGGAUCCAAAAGAGAGCAACGGGGCCUUUAAGUACCCUUAUCUCCGUGAGGAAGACCUAGAACAAGAGUCGAGUGGGGGAGGGGACAUCCUCAAAUCUUUAGCCAACACCGUGGCUUCAGCUAUUAAUAAGGCCCAAACAGGCACCCCCAGCUGGAGUGCCUACCCGAGCAUUCACGCUGCCUAUCAGCUCUCUGGCAUCAUCAAAAACACCCCUCUCUCCUCGUCGUCUCCCGUUCAGCUAAAGCAGACAUUUAACCACAAGCUGAGGCCGAUCGCCCCGAAGGGGAAGCUGUACCACGGUGCUUUGGGAGUCGAGCUUUCCCAGGGGCUACAUCAAAACGUGGACAUCAAAAAAGAAAAGGUUGGCAUUAACGACGGUAAAGAAAGUCAGAGUAUAAAGUUUGAUCUGCUGGAGAACGAUGACAGCGAUUGUCAGGAUGAUUCCUCCUCCUCUUCAAAGCUCGAUGCAGACUGCAUGAAUGAAGGAAGUGAAGCGAUCAAAGGCAAGUUGAGCCCAGAUUUCUCUGACAGAGGCAAGACGCCGAGCCCCGCUGCCAGCAACGGACGCAGCACUACAUCAGAGCCUCUCAGUGACACUCCAGAUAUACUUGGCAUCAACCCUCUAAGUGCGCUACAGUCAGUUCUGAACAAUCAUCUUGGCAAAGCAAAUAAGCCCAAUAACUCAAGAGCGGAUAAAUUAUCUGCACACGCCCAGUCAAUCUUUGCAGAGUUUAACCGUAGCAGCGAGAAGCCACCUUUAAUGCUUGGAAGUCCUCCAAGAAACAGACCUAAUAAGACUUUCCUCAUGAUUAAUGAUGACCAACCAAUAGAUCUGACUAAAUCUAAGCAUAGCAAGGCGAACACUUUGUUGCUAGGGCCUUCUACCCCAACGCCGCAGAAAUACGCUCUGUCUGACAUCGCUGACAUGGUUAAGGUACUUCCUAAGGCCACAACACCAAAACCCUCCUUACCAUCAAGGAUUCCGACCAUGAAGCUGGAGUCAGACGUCAGACGCUUCGAGGACGUGUCGGCCGAGGUGUACUCAGUCCACAAACGCAAGGGCAGGCAGUCCAACUGGAACCCACGACACCUUCUAAUCCUGCAGGCUCAGUUUGCCUCGAGCCUCUUCCAGACGUCCGAGGGGAAGUAUUUGCUCUCAGAUCUCGGCCCUCAGGAAAGGAUGCACAUCUCCAAGUUCACCGGGUUGUCAAUGACAACCAUCAGUCACUGGUUAGCGAAUGUAAAGUAUCAGCUGAGGAAAACGGGAGGAACCAAGUUCUUGAAAAACAUGGACACCGGCCAUCCGGUGUUCUACUGCAACGACUGCGCUUCCCAGUUUAGGUCACCAACCACGUUCAUUUCCCAUCUGGAAUCCCAUCUGGGUUUCCAAAUCAAAGACAUGUGCAAAAUGCCGGUAGAGCACCAGACGAAGGUGGAGGAGCCGGAAAUGCUGAAGGCCCUCAGCGUCAGAGCCACCGACUCUCUGGUGUCAGAGGAGGACAUUGACUCUAAGUUUAAGUGUAAGCUCUGCUGUCGGACAUUUGCGAGCAAUCACGCGGUAAAGCUCCAUUUGAGUAAAACUCACAGCAAAUCCCCAGAUAACCAUUCACAAUACGUGGAAAUGGACAAGGAGUGACGUUUUGUAUGGAUACUCUUUGUAUGGAACUUUUAUCCCUUUCUUCCUUUUUUUUUUCAUUUUAUUACACGGGUCAGAUAUUUCAACCAGUUUUUUUAAUUUAGCGUUGUAUGGUCUACAUCAUCAUGACUUUUGGCAAAAAAAAAAGAAAGACACACUGGUUCAAGACUCUGUGAGGAAACACUAAAAUACUUUUUGCACCCAGCUCAAAGGCACCACCAGUAAUGAAAUGUAUUACUGCUUGAAGAAACAUAAAUGCUGAUGUUUGCAUGCAAUAGCCCUGGCUAUGACUACUAUUUAUUUGUAUAUGUCAACUUUCAAUUGUAUUUUGAAGUAAAACAAAAAAAUAAUAAUAAUAAUGAGCUAAUUGAACUACUUGUACGAACUCUGUGACACAGUAUAGCUGCGCAGAUGUGCAGUUUUUGAAGCAGGUAGCCCGAAACAUCAUCACACACGGAGAACUGUAGAGUGUAUCGCUAUAUCAAGAUGUUUUGUGCCGCAACGAUAGAAGAAGAACAUUUUAAAAAAGCACUUUAAUAAAUGUUUAAUCACCGGUUAAGACGCAGAUUAUGUACAUUUCUCUAAAACAAUUAGAUUGUUUGGAAGCCAGGACGUUUCACAUGUACAUAUAUUUUAGGAAAACAUAAAAAAAUAAAGUCAGUUUCAUGCAACAGUGAGAACAACAUGACACCUGUGAUUACCUGCACCUUUUUUUACUUAUUCAAAUAAAGAGUUAACAUUUGA
Messenger RNA from Cyprinodon tularosa, 4490 nucleotides. Its product is annotated as teashirt homolog 2. Gene Ontology annotation, biological process: regulation of transcription by RNA polymerase II. Lineage: Eukaryota; Metazoa; Chordata; Actinopteri; Cyprinodontiformes; Cyprinodontidae. Gene Ontology annotation, molecular function: DNA binding; DNA-binding transcription factor activity, RNA polymerase II-specific. The transcript is spliced from 2 exons. Gene Ontology annotation, cellular component: nucleus. Bases 666 to 3746 code for a protein of 1026 amino acids. The record is from RefSeq and is a predicted model, not a curated record.